CAUAACCUUAACCCAAGCUCAAAAAAGCCCUCGCAAAUCACCAAUCCCAGCCAAACAGAUCUCUCUCUUCUAAUCAUUCAUUCAUUCUCUUUGCCCUGCGGCAGAUAGGAAGAGAUUUGCAAUGUCUUCUAAGCCAUCGGAGAAUGGAAUCGAAGGUGACGAUGAGAGAGAAGAUGAAGAAGAUUCCGACGAGGAGGAGGAAGAAGAAGAAGAAGAAGAGGAUGAGCCGAGGCUCAAGUACCAAAGAAUGGGAGGUAGUGUUCCAUCGCUUCUCUCCAGUGAUGCCGCUUCGUGUAUAGCCGUGGCGGAGCGAAUGAUCGCGUUGGGUACUCACGCGGGAUCCGUCCAUAUUCUUGAUUUCCUUGGCAAUCAGGUUAAAGAAUUCCCAGCACAUACUGCUACCGUCAACGAUCUCUGCUUUGACCUAGAUGGUGAAUAUGUUGGAAGCUGUUCAGAUGAUGGAUCUGUGGUAGUAAACAGUCUUUUUACUGAUGAGAGAAUGAAAUUUGAGUAUCAUCGCCCGAUGAAGGCCAUAGCUAUAGACCCAGAUUAUGCAAGGAAAUCAUCCAGAAGAUUUGUUGCUGGUGGUUUAGCAGGUCAUCUAUAUUUUAAUACAAAGAAGUGGAUAGGCUACCGUGAUCAGGUUCUGCACUCUGGUGAAGGUCCAAUUCAUGUGGUGAAGUGGAGAACGAGCCUCAUUGCUUGGGCUAAUGAUGCAGGAGUCAAAGUUUAUGAUACUGCUAAUGAUGAACGUAUAACAUUUAUUGAAAGACCCAGAGGAAGCCCACGCCCUGAGCUUUUGCUCCCUCAUUUGGUUUGGCAGGACGAUACCCUCUUGGUCAUUGGGUGGGGAACAUCUGUAAAAAUUGCAUCGAUAAGAACAAAUCAGAACAAUGGUGCUAAUGGGACAUACAAGCAUAUUCCUAUGUUGAGUAUGAACCAGGUGGAUAUUGUGGCAUCUUUCCAAACUAGCUAUUUCAUUUCUGGAAUCGCUCCUUUUGGUGAUUCCUUGGUUGUAUUAGCUUAUAUUCCGGGGGAAGAUGAUGGAGAGAAGGACUUUAGCAGCACUGUGCCAUCACGCCAGGGUAAUGCUCAGAGGCCAGAAGUGCGCGUAGUUACUUGGAAUAAUGACGAGCUUGCAACAGAUGCAUUACCUGUUCAUGGAUUUGAGCAUUACAAGGCAAAAGACUAUUCUCUUGCUCAUGCUCCAUUCUCAGGUAGCAGCUAUGCAGGUGGUCAGUGGGCUGCUGGUGACGAACCAUUGUACUACAUUGUAUCCCCAAAGGAUGUAGUUAUUGCGAAGCCUAGGGAUGCAGAAGAUCACAUUUCUUGGCUUCUUGAACAUGGAUGGCAUGAGAAAGCUUUAGCAGCAGUUGAAGCUGGACAGGGGCGGAGUGAGCUUCUUGAUGAGGUGGGGUCUACAUAUCUUGACCAUUUGAUUGUGGAAAGGAAAUAUGUGGAAGCUGCAUCUUUAUGUCCUAAGUUGUUGAGAGGAUCCGCUUCAGCAUGGGAGAGAUGGGUUUUUCACUUUGCUCACCUCCGUCAGCUUCCUGUAUUGGUUCCAUAUAUGCCAACAGAAAACCCAAGAUUACGGGAUACUGCUUAUGAGGUUGCUCUUGUAGCUUUGGCUACAAAUCCAUCUUUGCACAAAGAUCUAUUGUCAACUGUUAAAUCUUGGCCGUCUGUUAUUUAUUCUACAUUGCCUGUUAUCUCAGCCAUUGAACCUCAGCUUAAUACUUCAUCGAUGACUGAUGCCCUCAAAGAGGCUCUGGCAGAAUUAUACGUAAUUGAUGCGCAAUACGAGAAAGCUUGUGCACUUUAUGCUGAUCUUAUGAAGCCGGAUUUAUUUGAUUUCAUUGAAAAACAUGACUUACAUGAUGCCAUUCGUGAAAAGGUUGCCCAAUUAAUGAUGAUAGAUUGCAAACGAGCAAUUCCAUUGUUGAUCCAGCAUCGAGACCUAAUUACUCCGUCUGAAGUUGUUUCACAACUUUUGGCUGCAAGGGUCAAGUGUGAUUCCAGAUAUUUUUUGCAUCUGUAUCUGCAUGCACUAUUUGAAGCUAAUCCUCACGCUGGAAGGGAUUUCCACGAUAUGCAGGUAGAACUCUAUGCGGACUAUGAUCAGAAGACGUUGCUUCCUUUUCUUCGGAGUAGUCAGCAUUAUACUCUUGAGAAGGCCUACGAAGUCUGUGUCAAAAGAGAUCUACUAAGAGAGCAAGUUUUUAUCCUUGGUCGAAUGGGAAAUUCAAAAGAAGCCCUUGCAGUGAUCAUAAAUAAAUUAGGGGAUAUUAAAGAGGCUAUAGAAUUCGUGAGUAUGCAGCAGGAUGAUGAGCUAUGGGAGGAACUGAUUAAUCAAUGCCUUCACAAACCUGAAAUGGUAGGUGUGCUCUUGGAGCAUACUGUUGGCAAUCUUGAUCCUCUCUAUAUCGUGAAUAUGGUGCCCAAUGGCCUGGAGAUACCUCGUGUUGUUGCCUUAAAUUUGGUAGGAACUUUAUGAUUACAGCUUACAUGCUGCGCUAUAAAGUGCAUGCUGGUAAAGUUUUAAAGUGAGUGGUGAAAGGUUUGUAUACUUAGCUCCCACUUGGUCAAUGGCUAAUCUGAUGCUUUGUCAAUCAUUAUUGUUACCGUUAGGGCUAGUCACGAAGGUUUAAGUGCUUUUAUUGAUGUGAUGAUCUGCGCGUAUUGUGACG
This is a messenger RNA of Ilex paraguariensis (yerba mate), 2687 nucleotides long. NCBI's taxonomy places the organism in Eukaryota, Viridiplantae, Streptophyta, Magnoliopsida, Aquifoliales, Aquifoliaceae. The record is from the annotation of a GenBank genome assembly.